AAACGACUUUGCAUCCAUGCUCUGAGGCUUGCUUGUUUCGUCUUGUCCACCCAACGCAGAGCGAUGAUUAGCCUCAGGGUGGAACAGCACUCAGAUUCUCCGAGAUCCCGUCAAGACCAUUUUUUCCGUGGAAACGACGACAGCAGAGCCUUCGACUGCAAUGCCGAUUGCCAGUGAGAGCAGCACUACCGUCAACCCCGUGACUACCACCAUGACAACAUUUUCCGCCCCAGUAACCGCACCUAGAUCGAUGCCCAACAAUCAGUCUGCGUUGGCGGCAUCCUUCACCAAUUUCCUCACCGUUUCAAUACACCAAAUCUUAUUUCUCCGUUCGGUCUAUCCGCGAGCGACUUUUUUGCCUGUUCGGGCCUACAACUAUCCGGUCCGACAGUCCCGUCACCCGAAAGUGUGUGAUUAUAUCAAUGACGCGUCAAUUGCGGUCGGGACAGAGAUCUUGAAGGGCACAAUCACCGCAGUCAGUAUCAUCAUUUCAUCUCUCCGCACCAACCAGCCCCUCGAGCGAUAUGCUUUUGAUCUGUCGGGUUUCCCCCGCGUCCCCGCUGGAGAGAUCAAUACCACCUUUGAAGAUAGAAAGGAAGAUUCAUCCAAACCAGGUGCCCCCUUAUCGGACCGGGGUUCCGCUCCUCCGCCAGUUGACCUCGAGGCGCAGUUCCGUGCCUGUCUCGCCAGAUUGGCCUCCGCUUGCGCUCGAUUGACUCCUUUGCCCCGGGAUGACGAGUUUAGUUUCACAGUCUGCAUCGAAGUUCGGGAAGAUGCCUUGCCCCCUGCGGGUACUACAACAGAAGAACAGACUUGGAUUGUGGCCGAGCCGGGCAAAGUCCAUCUCCGGUCGUGUACCGCACCGUAUUCCGUUUCCAAACUUCGAAACGGCGAGCCACAGCAGCCUCCCCCCCGAGUAUCGAACGGUCGCGCCAAAACGGUGCCUGUACGACGUGUAGAAGCCGGUGAGCUUCGUCUAGAAUUAUGGGUGGAAGAGGCACGACAGAAAUUUAAUGAGCCGGUGGAUUCAGAACAUCCCCCAUGAAUCUGACUUUCUGUUCAUUUUGAUCUUCUAUAUUCUCGCCUCUGUUCAUCUAGUCGUUUCAUUUUCUUUUUCAGACAUGUUUUUGCACCUUACCAUCUUUUCUCCCGUUU
Aspergillus caelatus is the source of this 1155-nucleotide messenger RNA. RefSeq names its product putative mitotic spindle checkpoint protein (Mad2B). The coding region runs from base 161 to 1045 and encodes 294 amino acids. The record is from RefSeq and is a predicted model, not a curated record. Gene Ontology annotation, cellular component: zeta DNA polymerase complex. The transcript is spliced from 2 exons. Lineage: Eukaryota; Fungi; Ascomycota; Eurotiomycetes; Eurotiales; Aspergillaceae.